Molecule: messenger RNA, 358 nt
Organism: Umbelopsis ramanniana AG
Lineage: Eukaryota; Fungi; Mucoromycota; Umbelopsidomycetes; Umbelopsidales; Umbelopsidaceae
Exons: 3
Coding region: 12-209 (65 amino acids)
Biological process (GO): translation
Cellular component (GO): ribosome; cytosolic small ribosomal subunit
Molecular function (GO): structural constituent of ribosome
Source: RefSeq, a predicted model, not a curated record
AGAACUCAAAGAUGGGUAAAGUUCACGGUUCCCUCGCUCGUGCCGGUAAGGUCAAGUCUCAGUGCCCCAAGGUUGCCAAGCAAGAAAAGAAGAAGCCCGUUGUUGGCCGCGCCAAGAAGAGAAUCAUCUACAACCGUCGCUUCGUCAACGUUACCACUGCUUUCGGUGGCAAGCGCAAGAUGAACCCUGCCCCUACUGCUGGACCUUAAAUCAUAUCUGAUCAUUUCCCAGAUCUAAGAUGAACAAAGUUCACGUAAUAAAUGAAAAAACAUUAAACCAAAUAUUUCCUGUGCGUAAACUUGCUGUGUAUAGCAUAUUGGGGUUUUGAAAAGAUUUAAAUAAACAACUCGUCACUGUC